AUGGAUUUUCUGAAAUAUUUCGGUGUCAUUUUCAUAUUAAGUGUCAACAUUGCAUUACAUUCUUGUGUUACUGAUAACUUCGAUGAUAUUUUAAACCCGACUUCGUCAACACAUGCUGUAAGAUCGGCAAAGGAUAAAGGAUCCACGUUUGCCGAGCCAGAUGAUAAAUGGUUAGUCAACGCCUUGCAAGACAUUGCUUACUAUCUGCGCAAUCAUAAAUUCAACGAAUGGGAUCGAAGAUUUUACUUAGAUAAACCAAGUACAAUUCCCAUUGGAUUUUAUCAUGCUUUUCCUGAACCAAGUUUACAGGCUCUUCAUUGGAGAGUUCAUCAAAACUGCUACAAGAAUUUUUAUGAAUGCGUGAAAUAUUUAUUCAGUGUGAUAGAGACUUCACCGUUUACGAGAACUGACGACAUAAUUACGACGUUAAAUAAAAAGGAAAUAACGAAUGAAACAUCGAUUAAAGAAUUGGAUGAAAAUUGUAAAAAUGCUUUGUUGUACACAGAGAAAAGUGGUCUUCCGUUUGAUACAGCGAUUGAAAAAUUCCAAUGGCGUACGUCGGCAUCUUAUUACAUGUGUUGGUAUACAAUGUUAGGAAUGCCUGCAUUAUCUAUGCUAGGAGAAACUUGUGACAAUUUCGCGAAUUGUUUGGACUCGACAUAUGGGAAUAGAAAUCGUGAUCCUCGUUCUGAUGAUAAAUUUUCUUUCGCUUGUGCUAUGUACAGCUUUUGUCCUGACCCGUGUUGUCCAUUAAAGCAUGUCACUAAUGUGUCCCAGUGCUUUGAUAGUGAAAGCAAUCCUUGUUAUAUUGAGAAUGCUAAAAGUACAGAUCCCAAACAUCGAGAAUGUAGGUUUGAUCGCAAAGACAACCAGAAUUUCGAUGACAUCGUUGAAAAUAAGUGGAAUGUUUCUUGUUAUUGCAAAGACACAGGGUUUGAAUGGAAAUCUCAGUUUGGAAUGUGUGUAGACACUAACGAAUGUGUAACUGACCAACACAAUUGUGAUAACGUUACUGAAAAUUGUAUUAAUCUGCCUGGAACAUUUCAAUGUAUUUGCAAAUGGGGUUAUGCAUUUGAUAGUCAUGAAAAUAAAUGUAAACCAAAAAAUGUAUUAUAUACUACAAAAUCAGAAAAGAAUGUCAGUGAUGAAGGUUUUUUUGAUAAUCUUGUUUGUUUUUUGGAAUAUAUCGGAUUUUGA
This is a messenger RNA of Helicoverpa armigera (cotton bollworm), 1197 nucleotides long. RefSeq lists its product as uncharacterized. The transcript has a single exon. Gene Ontology annotation, molecular function: calcium ion binding. The record is from RefSeq and is a predicted model, not a curated record. Bases 1 to 1197 code for a protein of 398 amino acids. Lineage: Eukaryota; Metazoa; Arthropoda; Insecta; Lepidoptera; Noctuidae.